CGCGGCGGCGGCGGCGCCCCGGGCUCACCAUGGUGGCAGCGCGCGCCGAGUGCCCGCGCGUCGCCGGCCGCCCGAGCCGCAGCGCCGGCUGAGCCCGGUCCUCCGGCAGUCCCCGGCCCCUGUCCAGCCCGCGCGUCCCCUCCGGUCGCCGCUGUCUAUGGCGCAGCCCCCCUCCCUGGAUCAUGCACAGAAACUUUCGCAAGUGGAUUUUCUACGUGUUUCUCUGCUUUGGCGUCCUCUACGUGAAGCUUGGAGCGCUGUCUUCCGUGGUGGCCCUGGGAGCCAACAUCAUCUGCAACAAGAUCCCCGGCUUGGCCCCGCGGCAGCGCGCCAUCUGCCAGAGCCGGCCCGAUGCCAUCAUCGUGAUUGGGGAGGGGGCUCAGAUGGGCAUCAACGAGUGCCAGUACCAGUUCCGUUUCGGCCGAUGGAACUGCUCCGCCCUUGGAGAGAAGACUGUCUUCGGGCAAGAGCUCCGAGUAGGAAGCCGUGAGGCCGCCUUCACCUACGCCAUCACCGCAGCCGGCGUGGCCCACGCCGUGACAGCCGCCUGCAGCCAGGGCAACCUCAGCAACUGCGGCUGCGACCGCGAGAAGCAGGGUCACUACAACCAGGCCGAGGGCUGGAAGUGGGGCGGCUGCUCGGCCGACGUGCGCUACGGCAUCGACUUCUCCCGGCGCUUCGUGGACGCCCGCGAGAUCAAGAAGAACGCGCGGCGCCUCAUGAACCUGCACAACAACGAGGCGGGCAGGAAGGUCCUGGAGGAGCGCAUGAAACUGGAGUGCAAGUGCCACGGCGUGUCGGGCUCGUGCACCACCAAGACGUGCUGGACCACGCUGCCCAAGUUCCGCGAGGUGGGCCACCUGCUCAAGGAGAAGUACAACGCGGCCGUGCAGGUGGAGGUGGUGCGCGCCAGCCGCCUGCGCCAGCCCACCUUCCUGCGCAUAAAGCAGCUGCGCAGCUACCAGAAGCCCAUGGAGACGGACCUGGUGUACAUCGAGAAGUCGCCCAACUACUGCGAGGAGGACGCGGCCACGGGCAGCGUGGGCACACAGGGCCGCCUGUGCAACCGCACCUCGCCCGGCGCCGACGGCUGCGACACCAUGUGCUGCGGCCGCGGCUACAACACUCACCAGUACACCAAGGUCUGGCAGUGCAAUUGCAAGUUCCACUGGUGCUGCUUCGUGAAGUGCAACACAUGCAGCGAGCGCACCGAGGUUUUCACCUGCAAGUGAGCCGGCAGCCAAGGCAGGGCCGCGGUGACGGGGCCACGGCGGGUGGGGUGGCAUCGGGCAGUCACGGCGGUGAGGGGCCACAGAGAACGGUCACUGGGCAGGGGGCUCCGGCGGGCAGCCAUGGCUCAGCCGAAGGCAUUUUGCACAUCCACCCGUCACCGUCCUCUGCUGCGGCUCUGCCUGCUUCGGUGGGUGGAGAUGGGGGGCGCAGGGCAGGAAGGCACCAGCGGGGGCCCGUCACCCUCUCGCUGACCCCCCACGGCUCCUUCCUGCACUUCCUCUGUCACUUCUUGGGGGCAGAACAGUGUCCACGACCUGGCCAAGAGGGCAAAGCAAAAUGGCCCUGGGACAGGACCUGGCAAACUCCUUUUGUCUGGAAGGGGGAAUCCCAAGGACACACAUGUGCCCCCUGGGAGCAAAGUGACAUGAUCGGAGUGUCCCUCCCCUGCCCAGUGGCACGGACAUGGAGAGGCUACAUGGGCUGGCCACACUCAAGACUGUAACCGAGGCCAUAUCCGCUGCUGACCCUGGACGAUCUGGACAGAUGUUGACAGAAAUUAUUUAUGUUUUCUUAGUCCCAGAAGCGAUCCCCAGCUACGCAUAGCCAGGUCUCACCGUCCUCCGUGUUAGGGAAUUUCCUCGCACCCCUUCUGCUUCCGCUCCUGGCCCAGUGCCUGGGAGGCUCUGAGGAGGGGCACGGACAGGGCCCUCCAGCCCCCUCUUUCCUCCUUCCUGAAAAUCACAUCGAGCAAAUCCAGGUGUCACCAGGUCAGGCUCCUGAGUGCCACAGCCCCUCCCCGGCACCUGCCAGCCCCUCGCCAGCCCGGCUCGCUCCGGUUGACAGAGCCCCCCACCCAGCGCUGCGGCUGCUGACUUGUUCAGGGAUGUUUGCCUCACUCAAUAGCAGACAAACUGAGGCCCAGAAAGGCCUGAGGACGUGCCAGGGGCCCUGCAGUCGUGAGCGAUGGCUCCUGCACGGCUUGGCGUUCAGACUCAGCUCAAGAUGUUCUGGAACCAUCCGGGAGUGGGGGCGAGAAGGCCCCGAUGCCUGGAGAAGCCUGGCCACCCCUUCCCCACUACCCACACACUUGGGCCCGCACCCUCUCACGGUGCCUUUGGGGGCCUCUUGGGGGGCUCCCUCACCUGGGACUUGGGGCUCAAAGUGCCCUUCGUGGGUGCACCCCCCACCCUCCCUGAGGAGACUGAAGCCAGGGAGCCACUUGCCCAAGCAACCUGCCCCUCCACUGCCUAUGGCCCCGUUUUCUCAACAGAAGCUUCUGGAAAACAUGUUCUCGGGGCUGCCAAGGAGCUGAGUGGGCUGGACGUCGGCCUGGGGCAAGUGGCCCCAUCUGGGACCUGGCCCUGGCGUUCUAGCUCACGUGUCCCAGCUGCCGGAACCUUCCCUUGGCUGCCGUCGUGGGGAGCCCUGGGCUGCCCUGAAGCCCUGCACCCCACCCGGCCCUGUCAUUCCCCAAGUCCGGGACACCCCAAGCCUGCAGGCCCAGCAUGCUCUGCCAAGGAACCUGAUUAACUUAUAUUGUUAUAUAGCGUCGAAAUGUCUAUAGUGUCUUAAAUUAUUGUGACCUACACUGGGUACGGAGGGGCGGGGGGUGCCGAGGCCACCCCCCCCCCCAGCCAGGCUCCUUCUUCCGCUUGAAACAGACCCUUGGGGCUCCCGACGCCCCGAGUCCCUUGCACUGUGCCUCGGCCGCCACUGCAGCCCGCUGCCCGCCCAGCUGGGAUCCCGGCCGCCUCCUGAUGCUGUUGGUGACCUGGCUGGCCCGGGGCGAUGCGGCGAGCCAUGCCAGCCAGGAUCCCCCACGAGGGCGGUGGUGGUGGUGGGGUUCGCCCAGGCUGUGGGACCCCGCAGGGAGGCACUCGGCUCAAUAAAAGCUGGAAUCGGAGAA
Choloepus didactylus (southern two-toed sloth) is the source of this 3139-nucleotide messenger RNA. It is a transcript of the gene WNT7B, whose product is annotated as Wnt family member 7B. Gene Ontology annotation, cellular component: extracellular region. Gene Ontology annotation, molecular function: cytokine activity; frizzled binding. Gene Ontology annotation, biological process: canonical Wnt signaling pathway; neuron differentiation; positive regulation of JNK cascade. Lineage: Eukaryota; Metazoa; Chordata; Mammalia; Pilosa; Megalonychidae. The coding region runs from base 183 to 1232 and encodes 349 amino acids. The transcript is spliced from 4 exons. The record is from RefSeq and is a predicted model, not a curated record.